Messenger RNA from Nerophis ophidion (straightnose pipefish), 2787 nucleotides. RefSeq names its product SPG7 matrix AAA peptidase subunit, paraplegin (gene spg7). Gene Ontology annotation, cellular component: m-AAA complex; membrane. NCBI's taxonomy places the organism in Eukaryota, Metazoa, Chordata, Actinopteri, Syngnathiformes, Syngnathidae. The coding region runs from base 124 to 2535 and encodes 803 amino acids. Gene Ontology annotation, molecular function: ATP-dependent peptidase activity; ATP binding; zinc ion binding. The record is from RefSeq and is a predicted model, not a curated record. The transcript is spliced from 17 exons. Gene Ontology annotation, biological process: mitochondrial protein processing; protein-containing complex assembly.
GUCAGGCAGUUGAAUAACACAGCCAGCUAGCAAAAAGUGGUAAACAAAUGCUUAGCGGCACCGUAGAAAUAAUGAGCAGUGAAGCUUUAAUUGACUUUAUAGUUGAUUGCUGAUCGAUCAGUUAUGGCAGCGUCUUUGUUGCAGCAUCGCCGUGGUGUUUGUUGGAAAUAUUUUGGAGCUUUAGCUCGUUCGAGACACUACUGUCAGAUAUUAGCCGGCAAGGCGACCUCCAAUGACAGCGACGUGCUGUUGCGGUGCCGCAGUGUCACAAACAUGAUUGUUGCGAUGGCCAAGAGGACUCGAACUGCUCAACCUCACAGCAUCAUACAGAGUCUUCUCCACAGACCACUGCCUCCUGGAAUGGUUGACGUCAGUAAAGAGUUAAUCAGGACCAACCUGCUGAGAAAUCCCGUUGGUUUAGGAAAUUUGUUAGGUGCUACAAACUUCUUCAGUACAUCUCAGUCUAAACAAGCGGGAAAAAAAAGUGAUGGGCCCAAAGGAAAAACACCAGAGGAAGAAGAAGAGGAGAAGAAGCAUCGCGAGCAGAAGGAGCAGCUGCACCGAGAGCGCCUGAGAAUCCUUCUAUUAGUGGGCAUCUUCUUGCUCUUGAUAAACUCCAUCAACACCAGCGUCGGCAACAUCUCUUGGAAUGACUUCGUCAACGAGAUGCUGGCUAAGGGAGAGGUGUCCCGUGUCCUGGUGGUUCCUGAGAGCGACAUCGUGGAAAUCUACCUGCACCCCGGGGCAGUCAUCUUCGGGAAGCCUAGGAUCGCGCUCAUGUAUCGGAUGCAGGUCGCCAACAUUGACAAAUUUGAGGAGAAACUGAGAGCUGCGGAAGAGGAGCUGAAUAUCGACACGAAAGACCGCAUACCUGUCUCCUACAGACGCACCGGUUUCUUUGGAAACGCCUUAUCCGCCCUGGUAAUGGCGGCCAUCGGCGUGGCGAUCCUGUGGUACAUCUUUCGUUUGUCAGGCAUGGGCGGCAGAGAGGGCGGCUUCAGCGCGUUUAAUCAGCUGAAGAUGGCCAAGUUCACCAUCGUGGACGGGAAGUCGGGGAAAGGCGUGAGCUUUAAAGACGUGGCAGGCAUGCACGAGGCAAAGAUGGAAGUGAAGGAAUUUGUCGACUACCUCAAGAAUCCUGAACGCUACCUCCUCCUGGGGGCCAAGGUUCCAAAGGGGGCACUGCUGCUUGGACCCCCGGGCUGUGGGAAGACUCUGCUGGCAAAAGCUGUCGCUACAGAGGCUCAGGUGCCAUUCCUGGCAAUGGCAGGUUCUGAGUUCGUAGAAGUCAUAGGAGGUCUGGGUGCUGCCAGGGUGAGGAGCCUGUUCAAGGAGGCCCGCACUCGGGCUCCCUGCAUCGUCUACAUCGAUGAGAUCGACGCUGUGGGGAAGAAGCGCUCCACCAACAUGUCCGGCUUUUCCAACACCGAGGAGGAGCAGACCCUCAACCAGCUGCUGGUGGAGAUGGACGGGAUGGGAACGACCGACCAUGUGAUUGUCCUCGCUUCCACUAACAGAGCCGACAUUUUGGACAACGCUUUGAUGAGACCAGGAAGACUGGACCGCCACGUUUUCAUUGAUCUUCCAACCUUGCAGGAGAGGAUGGAAAUCUAUGAGCAACAUUUAAAGAUCUUGAAACUCACUCAACCAGCAAACUUCUACUCCUUGCGUCUGGCGGAACUCACGCCGGGCUUCAGUGGUGCAGACAUUGCUAACAUAUGUAAUGAAGCUGCCCUGCAUGCUGCCAGGGAAGGACUCAAGUCCAUUGAUACUUUCAAUUUUGAGUAUGCAGUGGAGAGAGUAAUAGCAGGAAGUGUAAAGAAGAGCAAGAUCCUUUCCAAAGAGGAGCAGAGGGUGGUUGCCUUCCAUGAAUCGGGGCAUGCUUUGGUCGGGUGGCUGCUCGAGCACACGGAGGCAGUCAUGAAGGUGUCCAUUGCUCCUCGGACAAAUGCAGCCCUGGGAUUUGCCCAGAUGUUACCUCGUGAUCAGUACCUGUUCACCAAGGAGCAGCUGUUUGAGCGCAUGUGCAUGGCUCUGGGAGGAAGAACUGCAGAAGCCAUCACCUUUAACAAGGUCACGACAGGAGCUCAGGAUGAUCUGCGCAAGGUGACCCGUGUGGCCUACUCCAUGGUGAAGCAGUACGGCAUGUGUGACAGUGUCGGCCAGGUCUCCUUCCCAGAGACGGAGGAGCAGGGGGCUGUUGGACGUCGGCCUUUCAGCCAAGGACUGCAGCAGCAGAUGGACCAUGAGGCGAAGAUGUUGAUAGGCCGUGCUUAUCGUCACACCGAGAAGCUGCUGUUGGACAACAGGGACAAGCUCACGGUGUUGGCCAACGCCCUGCUGGAGCGCGAGGUGGUGAACUACGAGGACAUUGAGGCGCUGCUGGGGCCUCCACCUCACGGGCCCAAGAAGAUGAUCCUGCCGCAGAGCUGGGUGGAGGCGGAGCGCGACAAGCAGGACACGGGGGAGGACGAGCCUCGGCCGCCGUCACGCCGACGCACAGACGACGAAGACAUGAACCCAGACCUGGUCUGAAGCAUGAUCUGGGACCCCUUUUUUUUAUUUGAUAAGUAAUGCUUCCUUUGAACAACGUGCAGUCGAGCGUUUUGGAGUUUAAGUUUGUAGCAGUCUGUGCAAAUACUGCCUUCUUGUCGGCUGGAGUGGAAUGCUUCAAAUUGUCCACAGGAGGACUUGAAAUGUUUGUUUAUGGAACGUGUGGCUGAAGGAGGAAAAAAAUCUGUUUUUGGAAUGUUGGUUGGUUUUUUUCAACAAAGUGUUCAGAACUCA